UCUUCCUCAGAAGAGAGGAGGGCGUAUGCCGCCGGCACGGGCUGAGUCAAAUAGGCUGACAUUCGAGAACAACUCAACGGUGUGCUGGGGGUAGUAAGAGAGAUGCGAGGGCAAGGCUGGAGCUGAGCCUGCGAGACAAAGCUAAGAAAUCCGUCAAACUGAUCUCAUUUAGUCGGCAAAGAAAGCCUAACGUUCUCCAGUAAGCGUUUACAGGACGAGAGACCAUGUCGGUGCUGGCUUUGCAAGAAUACGAAUUCGAGAGGCAAUUCAAUGAAGAUGAAGCCAUUCGAUGGAUGCAGGAGAACUGGAAGAAGUCUUUCCUCUUCUCUGCACUCUACGCUGCCUGCAUACUUGGUGGGCGGCAUGUAAUGAAACAAAGGGAGAAGUUUGAAUUGAGGAAACCUUUAGUUCUAUGGUCUUUAACACUUGCAGCCUUCAGCAGAUUAAUGGUGUGCAUUAUAGCCAGAAAAAAAAGCCACUUCCUUGUUCCAAGUUACUUCAUAAAGACCUGCAUAUAUGGUACACAAGAGGCCUGCAUAUAUAUUUUCAUAUUGAGCUUGCACCUUAACAUGUCAUCUAACUUAACGAUAUAACAUAUCUCACUCUUC
This is a messenger RNA of Carassius auratus (goldfish), 608 nucleotides long. Its product is annotated as elongation of very long chain fatty acids protein 6-like. Lineage: Eukaryota; Metazoa; Chordata; Actinopteri; Cypriniformes; Cyprinidae. Gene Ontology annotation, cellular component: endoplasmic reticulum membrane. The transcript is spliced from 3 exons. Gene Ontology annotation, biological process: fatty acid elongation, monounsaturated fatty acid; sphingolipid biosynthetic process; fatty acid elongation, polyunsaturated fatty acid. Bases 225 to 593 code for a protein of 122 amino acids. Gene Ontology annotation, molecular function: fatty acid elongase activity. The record is from RefSeq and is a predicted model, not a curated record.